CAAAAUUAUUUGUUUUAAGGUUUUUGGAAAUACCCUGUCCCGAGUAAAAAAUCCAGUAAAACGGCCAUAACUCUUCACUAAUGCGCCAUGGGAACGAACGCUUCUAGGGUUUUCUUAGUCUCACUGAGGCCUACCUGUAGACAAAAGAUGAAGCCGAAAGCUCGGAAUCAGUUGGAUAUGUUCUCUCGUUAGUGCCCAUUGGAUCUAAAAUUUUCGGACCCGAUUGAAUCUUACUUUGAUGAUACGAGAUACUUCUUUUUGGCGUUCUUUUUUUGUAUUCGUUGAUUAGCAUAUCUUACACAUGUUUCAGACGACUAGAGUUCAUCUAGUUCAAAAUUUCCGGAUCCGAGAUCAACCUAACGGGUUCUAAUGCAUACUGUGUUCUUUUAAAAUUAUCCCUAUCUGAACACCGAACAGAUUAGGUAAAAAACUGAUAAAUAUAUUUUACAUAGUUUCUUUAGUAAGUAUGAGACUAUUUCAAUUUAAUGAACUAGAAUUUGAUUUAGUUUAACAUUGAAUCUAUUUAUUCUUUAGAUCUGAUGUUGAAGAUGUUGUUGAUGAUAUAUUUGGAAAAGAUGUAAAUGAUAAUGAAGAUGGAGGUGAUGAUCAAGAAGAAGUUGCUGCUGAAUUAGCAGAUCUUAAUGAUACUGAAGUAGUACAAGAAGAAGUAGAAGAAGAAGAAGAUGAUGAUGAUGGCGAACAACAACGACAACAACAAACUUUUGAUACUGAAGAAGAUGACGAAGAACAAACAUCAACACGUAAAGCAAAUCAGUCUAUGUCAAAAAAUAAUAUUGGUUAUGAUAUCGAUUUAUAUUUGGAAAAAAAAGCUGAAAAACGUCGUGGAAAUCGACGUCGUGGUGGAAAAAAUGGUGAUAUUGAUUUAGCUGGCAACAAUACUGAUCAACUUGUAUCAAAAUUAAUUGAUCAAAUGAAAAUAGCUACUGAAGAAGAUCGAAUAUUUAAUAAAAGUCGACAACCAGCUACAGCUAAACUUCUUUUAUUACCGACUGUUGAACAACAUUUAUAUCGAGUUGAUUUAACUGAAAUAUUUCUUGAUCAUGGAAUAUUAACUGUUUUUAAAGAUUGGCUUAGUCCUCUACCGGAUAAAAGUUUACCUAAUAUUAAAAUUCGAGAAUCACUUAUUAAAAGUCUUCGACAACAAUUUGCAGGUGUUAAUGCUGAUGCUUUACGGGAUAGUGGUAUUGGAAAAGCUCUUAUGUAUUUAUACAAACAUCCACGUGAAACAAAAGAAAACAAAAUUAAAUUAAUCAAAAUUAUUCAUGAUUGGGCUCGACCGAUAUUUAAUUUGGACACAGAUUAUAAACUUUUAACACGUGAAGAACGACAACAACGUGAUGCUAAUCAAGCUUCACUGAAACGACAAACUUCAUUAACAGGAAAACCAAAAAAUAGAAGUACUGAUGUAGAUUUACCUUUUUCUAGUGAUAGACGACAAGAUGAUGAUGAUGAAUUAAAUAAAGAUGACGAUUGUCCACGAGCUCGUGUUCCACGGCCAUCAAAUAAAGAUUAUGUUGUACGUCCGGUUUCGACUGUUGAAUAUUCAGAAAAAAGGGAUGAGAGUAAAAAGAGAACAAUAUCACGUUUAGAUGCAAUCAAACGACGACAACAAGAUCGAAAACGAAAUUCAAAACCAAUGUCUAUUGUUAAACUUAGUAUCGAAGGAAAUAAAAUGCAUUUAUAA
Rotaria sp. Silwood2 is the source of this 1705-nucleotide messenger RNA. NCBI's taxonomy places the organism in Eukaryota, Metazoa, Rotifera, Eurotatoria, Philodinida, Philodinidae. The record is from the annotation of a GenBank genome assembly.